AUGUCACUCUUUGGUCGACUCCUCGGUAGCAAACCCAAGACGCCGAUGCGCGAUGUCGCUUCGCUUGCGGCGCCCUACGCCGUACCUGCCGUACACGUCGUUCUGGACGACGUGCCGUCUCGCUCCCACUUUGGCGGCAGGCCGAACCUGCCUGAAGGCACAGACUGGCCAACACGCAACGGCGUGCGGCUCGACUUUCUCGCGAGGUUGAGUCUGGCAGACAUUCAGCGCGCCGGCCCGCUUGACUGGCUGCCGUCCACCGGAGCACUCCUCUUCUUCUACGAUCUGGAGCGCCAACCGUGGGGAUACGAUCCAGCGGAUCGGGGCAGCUGGGCCGUACUGCUGGUGGGCGACGUCGAAGCGCCCGCGAUAGCGGCUGAUGCGGCUACUGCCAGCCGGCCAGGGAUCCCGUUCCGAUUUGCCCACUUCCGUUCCAUCCAGUCGAUGCCAUCCGGCGAGCGAGCGCAGAUCGAGUCCCUCGGUUUGAGCGACGCGGAGUCCGAACAGUUGAUGCUCGUAUCUGACCUGGCUUUUGGCACGAAGCCUAAGCAUCAGAUUGGCGGGUUUCCUUCGCCCGUUCAGGGCGACAACAUGGAACUGGAGGCGCAACUGGUAAGCCAUGGGAUCUAUUGCGGCAACGAAUCAGGCUACAAGGAUCCCCGCGCAGACGGGCUCCGUUCUGGCGUCCCGGAUUGGCGGUUGCUGCUUCAGUUUGACAGCGACGAGGAUCUCGGCGUCAUGUGGGGCGACGCUGGAACGCUGUACUUCUGGGUGCCGGGGUCGCAUGCCCGUGAAGGAAUGUUCCAGAACACAUGGGUUGUGCUGCAGUGCUGCUAG
Messenger RNA from Ostertagia ostertagi, 837 nucleotides. The record is from the annotation of a GenBank genome assembly. NCBI's taxonomy places the organism in Eukaryota, Metazoa, Nematoda, Chromadorea, Rhabditida, Trichostrongylidae.